Messenger RNA from Emys orbicularis (European pond turtle), 3981 nucleotides. It is a transcript of the gene TAF4, whose product is annotated as TATA-box binding protein associated factor 4. The coding region runs from base 1 to 3309 and encodes 1102 amino acids. The transcript has 16 exons. NCBI's taxonomy places the organism in Eukaryota, Metazoa, Chordata, Testudines, Emydidae. Gene Ontology annotation, cellular component: transcription factor TFIID complex. Gene Ontology annotation, molecular function: DNA binding; protein heterodimerization activity; RNA polymerase II general transcription initiation factor activity. Gene Ontology annotation, biological process: transcription initiation at RNA polymerase II promoter; DNA-templated transcription. The record is from RefSeq and is a predicted model, not a curated record.
AUGGCGGCGGGCUCGGAUCUGCUGGAUGAGGUUUUCCUGAACACGGAGGUGGAUGAGAAGGUGGUGAGCGACCUGGUGGGCUCCCUGGAGUCCCAGCUGGCGGCCUCCGGUCAUCACCACCAGCACCACAAGGCGCAGGAGCCCCUCAGGGCCGCUGGGGGGCUGCUGGGGAACCAUGUUGUGAGCAGCAGUAGCAGCAGCAGCCCUAGCCCUAGCCCUGGAGGAGUAGUAGUAGGAGGCAAUGCUAAUGUCCAAACAGAGAGCAGCAGCAGCAGCAGCAAGAUGGGACUCAGUGCCCCAGAGAUCACAAAAGCAGGAGCUGGAGGAGUGCAAGGGGGCGUUAUUAAUCAUAACACCAGGUCCCAGAGUUCAGCUCUGGAUGGAGUCACUACAACCAGCACCACCACCGCAGCAGCAGCAGCAGGAGGAGGAUCUGAAGCUGCUGCUGCUCCAGGGACCCUCAGUCAGGGCAAAUCAGUGGUUAUCAGUACCAUGGCAACUGCCUUAUCCACCAGGAAUGGCAAAAUUGGGACCACAACGGUGCAAACUUUGAAUGGGAGUAACGUGGUGAUGAACUCUCACCAUUCGGGAAGUGCUGCUUUCUCUGGGACUCCUGCAACUGCUAAUCCUGCUGCUGCACCUGCUGUUGCCCCUCUAGUUAACAAUGGACCUGGAUCUGUGGGGAAAGGAAAUACAGUUAAUGCUGUUUUGCCAUCAGCUUCUAACACUGUCAUCCAGACUUCUUUCCUCAGCACUGCUGUGUCCUCCGCCUCAUCCUCAUCACCCACAGUAAUCUCUUCGCAACCGCCACCAAGCAUUGUAGGUGGGGGGCCUACUGUAGCACUGGUGAGGCCACCAAUUCACACAGCAGGACCCACGGUUGCUGCAGCUGCUGCAGCCACCCAGAAUGGGAGCAAUACUGUGAUCAAUUCAGCCAUCGGUGUGGGGAGUUUUCCUGCUGUUGCUGCAGUCACUGUGGGUUCUGGAGUUUCCCUCCAAACAUCACUUGUGAACAGCCAACCUGGUUCCAGUGUGCCGGCAGCACCCACCACACAGGUCAUCAAAUCGGAGUCUCCUAAAACUAUAGUGCAUGCAGUAUCCCAGCAGCAGACACUAGUUGCUAGUGGCCAGCCCAGUACUACAGGGGGUAAUAUGAUAAUUGGGCAAACUAUGCAAGCUGGGCUCUCCAAUGUGGCCCCCAAUCCCGGUGGGAUACCUCCUGCAGCUCCUGGUACCCCUACAGGAAUGGCUAAGGGCACUGCCAGUACAGUGGCACAAAGUCUGCCAAGGACUCCAACAGCAACUACAAGUGGUAUCAGAGCAACUUUAACUCCUACAGUUUUAGCACCUCGUCUGCCUCAGGCACCUCAGAAUCCAACUAAUAUUCAGAACUUUCAGUUACCACCAGGCAUGGUCCUUGUGCGUAGCGAAAAUGGACAGUUACUGAUGAUCCCUCAACAAGCCUUGGCACAAAUGCAGGCACAGGCACAGGCACAUGCCCAAUCCCAGCCCCAAAAUACCAUGACUCCUCGUCCUGCAACACCUACCAGUGCACCACCAGUACAGAUAUCAACAGUGCCGGCUCCUGGAACGCCUAUAAUUGCACGGCAGGUGACACCAACUACUAUAAUCAAGCAGGUGUCUCAGGCUCAGACAACUGUACAGCCCACAACAACAUUACAGCGUGCUCCUGUAGUGCAGCCUCAAAUUGUUCUGGGUGGUACCGCACAAACAACUGCAUUAGGUACAGCGACAGCUGUACAGACUGGAACUCAGAGAACUGUGCAAGGAGCAACAGCAACCUCUACUGCUGCCACAGAAACUAUGGAGAAUGUGAAGAAAUGCAAGAAUUUUCUAUCCACAUUAAUAAAACUGGCUUCAUCUGGAAAACAGUCUUCAGAGACUACAGCUAACGUGAAAGAGCUAGUACAAAACUUGUUGGAUGGAAAAAUUGAAGCAGAAGAUUUUACCAGUAGGCUGUACCGAGAACUUAAUUCUUCACCUCAACCUUACCUUGUGCCUUUCCUGAAGAGGAGUUUACCUGCCUUGAGACAGUUGACCCCAGACUCGGCAGCUUUCAUUCAGCAAAGUCAACAGCAGCAGCCCACAACACAAGCAACAACCGCGCUGACAGCAGUGAUGCUGAGCAGCUCAGUUCAGCGCACAGCGGGGAAGGCCACUGCCACUGUAACGAGUACUCUCCAACAGCCUGUAAUUAGUCUAACUCAGCCUACACAAGUUGGGGUUGGCAAACAAGGGCAACCUACACCUCUGGUUAUCCAACAGUCUCAAAAGGGAGGGGCAUUGAUAAGGCCUCCACAGGUAACGUUGACACAAACCCCUAUGGUAGCAUUGCGGCAACCACAUAAUCGUAUUAUGCUUACAGCUCCUCAACAAAUUCAACUGAAUCAACUUCAGACAGUACCUGUGGUAAAACCAACAGUAUUACCUGGAAACAAAGCUCUGUCCACUAUUUCAGCACAAGCAGCUGCCGCUCAAAAGAAUAAACUGAAAGAACCUGGGGGAGGUUCUUUUAGGGAUGAUGAUGAUAUUAAUGAUGUUGCAUCAAUGGCUGGAGUCAACCUAUCAGAAGAGAGUGCACGGAUAUUGGCAACAAAUUCUGAGUUAGUGGGCACAUUAACAAGGUCCUGUAAAGAUGAAACCUUCCUACUUCCAGCAUCUUUGCAAAGAAGGAUACUAGAAAUAGGUAAAAAACAUGGAAUAACGGAAAUCCAUCCUGAUGUAGUUAGCUAUGUAUCGCAUGCAACACAACAAAGGUUACAGAAUCUUGUAGAAAAAGUAUCGGAGACUGCCCAACAAAAGAAUGUUUCUUAUAAGGAUGAUGAAAGAUAUGAGCAAGCAAGUGAUGUUCGGGCACAGCUCAAGUUCUUUGAACAACUUGAUCAAAUAGAAAAACAGAGAAAAGAUGAACAAGAAAGGGAAAUUUUAAUGCGUGCAGCAAAGUCUCGGUCUAGACAAGAAGACCCAGAACAGCUAAGGUUGAAACAGAAGGCCAAGGAGAUGCAGCAACAAGAGCUAGCACAAAUGAGACAGAGGGAUGCCAACUUAACUGCAUUAGCUGCGAUUGGUCCUAGAAAGAAAAGAAAAGUGGAUUCUCCAGGAUCUGGAUCAGGGACAGAGGGGUCCAGUACAAGUACACCAGUCCCAGGCAGCUCUGGAGUCGGAACAACUAGACCGUUUACGCGACAAAGGAUAACGCGGGUGAACCUCAGGGACCUCAUAUUUUGUUUAGAAAAUGAGCGAGAGACAAGCCAUUCACUAUUGCUAUACAAAGCAUUCCUUAAGUAAAAUGGAAAAGAUCAAGGUAUUUUUGACGGAGAGACGCCUGAGGACAUUUUUUAUAUAUUUGCAGAUUACGCCUUUUUGUAACAAGCAAAUGGGAUAUUGUUUCAAAAACAACCACCUCUUUACAUGGAACAGUUUUUUAUUCUUGUUUAUAAAAAAAACUCUUCAGUACAAGAGAAAUACAUUUCUUUAACAGUGAGGAUACUUACAAGGCCUGUGGAUACUAUAAAUGGACAAUUAAACUUAACUCAUCUCUUGAUUGAGUGGCCUUCUUGCCAAACAAGCCAUAUAUAAAGACUGAUGGAAUCGUUUAGCAAAUAACUAGCUACCCUUUGUCAUACCUGUAGCAGUUUCAACAUUAAUUGUGCAUUUUAGUUCAGUUUUACUUAACUAAAUUGAUUAUAUAGGUAUAUGUCUACAGCAGAUGACCUCAUUUCAUUUAGCUUUUUUUAAACAGUCAGUUAGCAAAGCAAACUGAUUUUUAAGAAUAUUUAUCUUUCCCCAAAACGUUCAAAUUCUAGAGGGAUAUACAAUUAAUUGAAACAUAACCUCAAUUUUUAAUCACAUUAUUGCUUAUUAGAGGCCCUGAAAUCCCAUAAAGGAGGGUUACUUCUGAAUGUUUUUAUCAGCAUCUGUAAAAAUGCAUUUUAUUUGCUAUAGUUUGUAAAGCUGUAA